This is a messenger RNA of Ylistrum balloti, 4316 nucleotides long. RefSeq names its product D-ribitol-5-phosphate cytidylyltransferase-like. Gene Ontology annotation, biological process: protein O-linked glycosylation via mannose; isoprenoid biosynthetic process. Bases 65 to 1255 code for a protein of 396 amino acids. Gene Ontology annotation, cellular component: cytosol. The record is from RefSeq and is a predicted model, not a curated record. Lineage: Eukaryota; Metazoa; Mollusca; Bivalvia; Pectinida; Pectinidae. Gene Ontology annotation, molecular function: D-ribitol-5-phosphate cytidylyltransferase activity. The transcript has 10 exons.
UAGCAUUUUAAUGUCACAUUAAUAUUUCGGGUAUAAAUCGGGACGGUCCUGCAGCUAUUUUUGCAUGAUGGCUGACAGAGAUAACAUACAUGUAAGCGUGGUCCUACCUGCUGGGGGUACUGGGGAACGUUUUGGGAGUUCAUUGCCAAAACAGUUUUGCAGACUGUUGGACAGACCCAUUAUCCUCUACACACUCCAGGAAUUCCACAAAUUGAGUUGUGUAAACCACAUUGUUGUGGUAGUCUCUCAGCCAUAUGUGGACUAUUUAGAAGAGUUGGUGGAAAGUCAUGGUUACACUAAAGUAAUGGUGGUGAGAGGGGCCCACACCCGUCACAGAUCGAUUAACAAUGGAGUAAAGACACUCAAAUCAGUUUUGGAGCCCUCUGACGUGGUGAUAAUACAUGAUGCUGUACGCCUGUUUGUUGGUGAGAGUGUAAUACAGGAUGUAGCCAAGGCUGCCAGGGAGACUGGGGCAGCAGGUGUUCAUCGUCCACUUAUUUCCACUGUGAUUGCUUCUGAUGAGUGUGGCUACCUGGAGGAGUCACUAGACCGCAGCAGAUAUCACGCCAGUGAGAUGCCACAAGGAUUCAUCUUCUCUGUUAUUCUGUCUGCAUAUGAAAAGGCCACAGAGCAUGAUUUUGAUUUUGGAACCGAAUGUCUCCAACUUGCAUUGAAAUAUACCAGCACAAAGGCCAGACUAAUAGAAGGUCCUAGUAAUCUUUGGAAGGUAACCUUAAGAAAGGACUUGUAUGCAGCAGAGGGCAUGCUCAAAGAGAAUGAGAUGCAGGUUCAAGUGGUUGGAUGCUGUGAUAGAGAUCUUGUCACCUGUUUAGAACAGGAAUUAGGUGCUCGACAUCUCAAGGUAACGAUAUGUGAUUCCUUGGAAACUUGUGACCUUGUGGACGUGAACUGUACUGUGUACUACCAUACUCAGUUUGACAGUGAUGUUAUAACAGACUACACAGAAAAUCUAGUCAGGGAACAGAAAAAAUCCUCUUUGGCACCCCUAACACCUUUCCUGGAUAAAGUGAUAGUUCAUGUGAUACAGUUGGAGGAUGAGAUGGUGAACUGCUUUAAAAAGAUCAAAAAUAUUGUGCAGAGGAAUUGUCAAUCUUGGAGGAAGAAACACCUGCUGGUAUAUUUUGUUUUGAAUGAGACAAACACCAGUGUUACUGUGGUAUCAAAAAUGGUGGCAAGUAUUGUAUGGACAAGAGACCCUGUCAUGGCUGGACAAAUCUACAUGUCAUUUGACUGACCUCACAAGGCAUGGACAAGAGACCCUGUCAUGGCUGGACAAAUCUACAUGUCAUUUGACUGACCUCACAAGGUACGGACAAGAGACCCUGUCAUGGCUGGACAAAUCUACAUGUCAUUUGACUGACCUCACAAGGCACAGACAAGAGACCUUCUCAUGGCUGGACAAAUCUACAUGUCAUUUGACUGACCUCACAAAGUAUGGACAAGAGACCCUGUCAUGGCUGGACAAAUCUACAUGUUAUUUGACUGACCUCACAAAGUACGGACAAGAGACCCUGUCAUGGCUGGACAAAUCUACAUGUCAUUUGACUGACCUCACAAAGCACGGACAAGAGACCCUGUCAUGGCUGGACAAAUCUACAUGCAAUUUGACUGACCUCACAAGGAAUGGACAAAUGACACCUGUGAUAACCACACAGAUCUACGUUUUUAUUGAUCAAAAUCCACUCUAUAAGGAGAAAUCAUGCAACAGCUGGAUAGAAAAACAAUUAUUUAGACUAACCUCUCACAGUUUGAUCUGGAACACUGUGAGGAUGGAAUUUAUCAUGUUGUCUUGGAUAUACCUACAACACCUGGUGAAAACAGGGUGACUAAAAUUAUACAUAAGGACAAAUUGGAGAAACAUUGUAUGCUGGACAAUUCUACACACUCAUUGCUGACCAUUGUCACAUUCUAUGGAUAGAGGGAUCUGGUCAGUUGACGUUUAUUCACAACAGUUACAACAGAACCUGCCAAUACAUAUUUAUCUACCGAUUGUUAUAUGAGCAGCACAACCUCAUUUGAAAAUGAAUUGUUAUACCCCCACCAUUGUAUGUUCAGGGAGAGGAAGGCUGGAGUAGAUAGUGUUACCUAUGUCAUGUCUGUUUCGAAUUUAUUUUACAACUUUUUAAACUUCAUACAUCAAGGUCAUCAUUACAGUAUAUAGAAAAACGAUAUGCAUGGGACCAGAAAUGUUCAUCUCAUACAGAUAAUCUCUCAUUUUGCUUUGAUAGUCCAAUAAAAAAACACGAUUUGCUAAAUAUAUUUUUACCAGGGGAAAAACAAUCUAGAUUUUUUACUUUUAUAUACUUUUAUUUAACACUCAAUUGACCAAUCAGAGAGCAGGAUUUAGUGUGAAAAUAAGACAUUUGGCCAGUCAAACCUGACGUCACACAAGCGGAAGUGUGGUCACUUUCUGACAUUUAGUCUGGUUUUUUGAUGGGGAUAGAUUGAAGAACAUACCAUUAAUGAAUAGAAUAUUUUGUUUUCUUGUUUUUUUAUGUAGGGUAACACUUCUCAGAUGUUAACUAUAUUUUACAUUUUCACUUAUCAUCACAUUCAUAUUGGUAUUAUACAUCUGGGAGAUUAUUUUUAAAAACUGUUGUUUCUGUUUUAUCACAAUGUAAUGCUCUUCAGUCACACCUGUCUAUAGAGGCCACACAAGGGAGCAGAGAAAUGUGGCCUUUACAGACAGGUAAGUGUUUUUUAUACAGAGGUUCAACCUUUCUGAUUUGUAUUACACUGGAACCUGUGACAAAUGGCCUGUAUAAACAAUAUCUUUUUCUUACUAAAUGUUUCAUCUGAACAAAGUUACAUGUUUACAUAUAAAACUCCAUAUAGUGAGUUGUGUAUAUAAUUAAAGCUAAUGGAAAAUUGUUAUGAAAUGUAGCAUUAAGCCCAGUGUGUUACAGGGUCAAUUAAUUAUUUCCUAUAUUUCAGCAUUAAUGACAAAGAUUCGAUAAACUAUUAUGGUGACCGUCGAGGCCUGGUCAACUUUGCGUGGACAGUUUAAAAAAUAUCUACAAAAAAUAAGAAUGUCUAGACAGUAAGCUACAUACCUCAGUCAAAAUGGCUUCGAAAAUCUGUCUUAAAAUAAAGCAAUUUUUGAAGAUACUCCGUGAUCCCUUCAGAAAAAAAAAAAUGCUGCUGCUUAUUUUCGAGAUUUAAGGGUAGGUCAACAUGGUGCCAAAAUGAAAUGUCAUAAUAUUGUUACGCGAUGUAGAAUGUGUCUUAAAAUUGGUGAAUGCAAGAUUGACUUAACAUUGAAUGCCAAGGGAUUAAAAUAUGAAAUGUAGAUUUAUAAUGUAAAGUUUCUCAUGUGUUUAAAGAAACAGAUAUGUGAAAAGUAUGGUGCUAUCUUAUCAUUUACAGAUGACCCUUAAGGUUGUAAAUACUCAAAACUGAUUGUGUUCUCAUAUUAGUUUUACAUUUAUCAGGAACUUGCUGGUAUAAUAUUUAUCAUUGUUUACAUAAUAGCAAACUGUGUUAGUAGUUGUUGGGGAAAACCUCGAUUUUAGAGAAUAUUACGUUUAUGACUUAUGUUGGUGAAGGAGAAAUAUAUUUUUUUGUUCCGAUCUACAACAUGUGUAUGUUUAUAAUGUAUUUUUGUGAUCUGAUCUAGCUGUCUUUCACAGUGCCAUUCAUGUUGUGCAAUAUUUUUUUCAAGUACAUAAGCAUUAUUCAAAUUUUUAUUUUGAAGAUUUCUGCUUAUAUGUGUUUGUUUGCAUGUUAUUUUUAUUAAGAUAUUUUACGUGUACUAUCUGUUGAGAUAGUUAAGUACAUAAUACAGUUAAAUACCCGUAAUCAGUUUUUGAAUUUGUUUGAAAAUCAUGAAUUAUUCUCACCUGAAGAUGAACGACUGAUUGACUGAUCAAUGUCAUAUGCCGAGAUAUUUAAAUUUUCUUGCAACUAGAUGAACCUCUAUAGGAUUUUACAUGAGUUUCUUAAACCAAAUAUCACAUGGAAUUCCAUUUCCUUUAUAAUGAUUAAUUAUUUUGGCGAAUAUUGCAGAAAAUUAUUCUCGUCCAUGUAAAAGCCAAGUCCUUUUGGCUACCGUAUUUAUAUACGGUCUCUCUCGUGAUGUCUCUGUAAUCUGUGAAUGGUCGUCGUUAUAUCUUAUCUAAUCCUGACAUCACAAUAGACCAUAUCACAGGAUGUAAUACAAAGAAUGUGGGUAUAUUCACAGAAUACUGUGACAAUUAAGUGGUAUAAAUAUAAUUAAGUUUAAAUGGUGUUGGUAAUUAUUUUUUCUUUCUGUUUUUCUUGCCAUUUUAAAACAUGAUAAAAUGAUUUUAAAUAGU